GUCAAAAUCUAGGACGUAGUCAUCGAAAUGUCAUCAACAAAAGAAUGCUUCAAUUCCAGAAAUAUGUUUACCAAAUGUCGGUGUUCAGAAGCUAUUGCAGAUGUGUUUCAUUACCUUCAAGGGGCGAGCAAGUGAUGACAACAGUAAAGCCGGCGACCCGGAUUGACCGCACAUACGCUAGAUGUUACAGCAACGGUACAGGGAGCUCCCUUCUCAAAGACGAACUGAAGUUUUUGCAGUCGUUCUAUGCAUCAGAAACCCAUGGUGUUCUGUCUAUUGAGAGCGGGUGUCGGCGAUUCUGCGAGCUAUAUCGUUCUAUGGACGCCGGGAGUAAGAUGGAACUACUGCGCCACAUCGCUGAGAACUAUGGCGUGGACCAGACUGUGAUAGUCAACGUGGCACAGCGAGUCAUUGAUAUACAGACGCGCGGGGAUGUGCCGAUGCUACGGGCCGAGGAGCGUCUGAAGAGGGCGCUGACGGCGAAGUACCAGUUGCUGUUCACGGACAUCGGCCGGCUCGAGGGAGGAGUCAAGUUUCUUGCGGAUAUGAGGGCAGAUAUUCUGUGGCUUUUAUCGAAGUCGGCCACGAGUGUGAGUGAGACGGACCGCGCCCACUUGACCAGCCUGCAGUUAUGUCUGAAGGAGCUGUUGUCCCUGUGGUUCACUAUGGGCUUCCUGCGCCUUGAGAGACUCACCUGGCAGUCUCCAUGCGAUGUGUUACAGAAGAUCUCGGAGUUUGAGGCGGUACACCCGGUGCGUCAUUGGGCGGACCUGAAGCGUCGGGUGGGUCCCUACCGUCGCUGCUUUGUCUUCACCCAUACCAGCAUGCCACGAGAACCCAUUGUCGUCCUUCAUACAGCGCUCACCGGGGAAAUAUCUUCAUCCAUAGAUUCCAUUCUUGAGCGGCCUGGUGGUCGGGACAAUGCCGAUACCAGAGUACCGGAGCAUGGACAUGAGGACCCCAACAAGAUUAACACGGCCAUGUUCUACUCAGUAACCUCCACACAGAAAGGUCUGCAUGGAGUAGAUUUGGGUAACUACCUUAUCAAGCGUGCGGCGGGCGAGCUGGCCCGGGAGUGGCCUCAGAUCACCCAGUUUUCAAGCAUCUCCCCCAUACCUGGGUUCCGAGAAUGGCUCCUUGGAGAGAUCAACAGGCAAAUAGCAGCACUAAAAGAUGGCUCACGUGAAGGUAGUGCUCAUCUGCUGACAUUGGAGGAAGUGGAAUCUAUUUGCUCAAUUUCCAACACCAGCAAUGACAUUUUACUUGCUCUAUUGCAUGUAAAGGAGCUAAUUAAUGACCACAUAUGGACAAAGAGUCCGCAAACAAGCCAGACGCUUAAACCUUUACUGAUGAGACUAUGUUCUCAAUACUUGUAUAAAGCAAAACGACGGGGAUACGCAUUAAACUCAGUUGCAAAUUUUCAUCUUCAAAAUGGCGCAGUGCUUUGGCGGUUAAACUGGGCAGCCGAUAUGACGUCAAGAGGACUAGAGAACUCGUGUGGUUUAAUGGCUAAUUAUCGCUAUUUCUUGAACGACACUGUCACAAACAGUCAACGCUAUAUAGAAAGUGGAUACAUUUGUGCUUCAGAGCAAGUUCUUCUUUUGUGUGGAUAAACAAUGAAAUCGAUGGUAGCAAAAGUUUCGAAAUAUUUAUUUCUUGCUGAAUUAAACCAUAAUAUUUCGAAGAGCUUGAUAAUUUUCCUCAAAGAGCGUGGCGUCAAGUUGUUGUAUCAAUUCCUGAAAAAUGGAAUAAACACUGAAGUUGCAAUUCCAAUAAAUAACAAAUGAUCAUU
Molecule: messenger RNA, 1792 nt
Organism: Mya arenaria
Lineage: Eukaryota; Metazoa; Mollusca; Bivalvia; Myida; Myidae
Product: malonyl-CoA decarboxylase, mitochondrial-like
Exons: 10
Coding region: 45-1613 (522 amino acids)
Biological process (GO): positive regulation of fatty acid oxidation; malonyl-CoA catabolic process; acetyl-CoA biosynthetic process
Cellular component (GO): mitochondrial matrix; peroxisomal matrix
Molecular function (GO): malonyl-CoA decarboxylase activity
Source: RefSeq, a predicted model, not a curated record